Molecule: messenger RNA, 705 nt
Organism: Macroventuria anomochaeta
Lineage: Eukaryota; Fungi; Ascomycota; Dothideomycetes; Pleosporales; Didymellaceae
Exons: 5
Coding region: 1-705 (234 amino acids)
Biological process (GO): chromatin organization; negative regulation of transcription by RNA polymerase II
Cellular component (GO): nucleus; pericentric heterochromatin
Molecular function (GO): chromatin binding
Source: RefSeq, a predicted model, not a curated record
AUGCCGCCCGCUCUUAGCGAUGUCGACUCGUCCGACAACGAGACGGCCGCGACCAAGGCCACCAAGCAGCCAAAACCGUCGGCCGAGCCCGCGCAGCCUGAAGCGGAAGAGGACGGCGAGGAGCACGGCGAGGAGCACGGCGAAGAGGACGGCGAAGAGGACGAAUACGUCGUCGAGAAGAUCCUCCGACACAGGUUCAACAAGGGCAUGCUGGAGUUUGACGUGAAAUGGCAGGGCUACGAGAACCCCAAGGACCGCACUUGGGAGCCCGAGGAGAACAUGGAGACGGCAGCCGACGUGCUGAAGGAGUACUUUGAGGACAUUGGCGGGCGGCCGGAGAGGCCCGAGAAGGGCACCAAGCGGAAGGGACGCGCCUCGAUGGUGGUGAGCGAACCAGGCACUCCCGCGUCGAGCGCCAAGCGCACCAAACAGAGCAAGGAGGAGCCGGUGGAGAAGGCGUGGAGCCCGCCGCCGGGCUCUUGGGAGCACGACGUCUCGCACAUCGACACCGUUGAGCAGGGCAUAGACCCCAAGACAGGGAAGGAGGCCAAGUUCGCCUACAUCGUCUGGAACAACCAGAAGAAGACGCAGCAUCCACUCAAGCACAUCUACACAAAGUGUCCCCAGAAGAUGCUGCUAUACUACGAGAGCCACCUCGUCUUCACCGCAGACGACGACGACGACGCCAUGGACGAAGCCUUCUAG